Molecule: messenger RNA, 996 nt
Organism: Colletotrichum fioriniae
Lineage: Eukaryota; Fungi; Ascomycota; Sordariomycetes; Glomerellales; Glomerellaceae
Source: RefSeq, a predicted model, not a curated record
AUGCACGUGAGUGAUGAGGUUGCGGAAGUCGUGAUUGGAAGAACGGGAGAGAGAUUUGACGACGUCAUCAAUGAAAUUAAUCGAUUCACGGAUGAGAAUCCCGGCGAGGUUAUCUUCUUGCAGUUUCGCUAUCUGGUCGGUGUCCGCAAUGUGCCGAGCCUUGGACCCAUCUAUUGGGAUGAAGGUAUCAAGGACAAGUUCUUUGACAAACUCAAAGAGAUCAACAGUCGAUGCCCGGGACUUGACAGUGGCUUGCAAACGUCGAAGAUAGGCGAUUUGAUGGACAAGAAUGAUAACAAGGGUUGCGUGCUUAUCUUCUUGAACACCCAACAUCUGUCUAAGAUCUCCGAUAAAGGCAAGCAUACUUCAGCUGACGACGGCAUCUACAACAUCGAUUAUAUCGACUUAACUGAUGCGUGGCCAGAAAAAGAAGACACGAAAGAGAUGGCUGAAUGGGCAAUAAAGAAGUGGACAAAUAAGACUGAGGGCAACUUCUACAUAGCCCAGUGGCUCGGUACACCGCAUUUCUGGACUUCGACGUUUUCAUACGGCCUCCAGUCAAUCGCCGUUCUGCCUACCAAUCCAGCACUCUACUGGAGGGGCGUAAAUGAGAUCUCGGACAAAAUUUUCCCCAACGUCAUCUUGGUGGACUACAUUGGCAUGGUGAUCAUGAAUGAGCCUGGAUGGGAUGCAUUGAGUGCUGAGUUGUAUACUUUGGCAAUCGGUCUCAACUUAUACACAAUCAGCGAAAACUGUGACAUCAGCAAGAGGAGGUCUCCUUUGCUCCCAAGUCCAAAGAAUUUGAGGAAGCCUCCGAGCCCCCUAGUAUCGCAAUUCAACGGCAUCAUUUUUGCAAAUUGGACGACUAUUGCCGACCCGCCGCCUGGCCUUCAUCCGGGUCGCGUGGAGGUUUUGAAGAACGGGACGGUUUUCAGCAACGGCACAAUCCUGGAGGAGAGUGUGCCCAACCCAGACUUCAACUCUAGUUUGUUUUGA